This is a messenger RNA of Acaulospora morrowiae, 1350 nucleotides long. NCBI's taxonomy places the organism in Eukaryota, Fungi, Glomeromycota, Glomeromycetes, Diversisporales, Acaulosporaceae. The record is from the annotation of a GenBank genome assembly.
AUGACUACCUUCGAUAAUGAUACCACCAAUUACAACAAUUUUGUCAUAUUCAAUGUCAGUCAUCUAAAUCGCGCGUUAUCCACAACCUUCGUACUUCUUUGGUCAGUCUAUUUCAUAUUCUCCCAGAGCACUCCUUCUCAACCACCACCAGUAAUAAGGCAAUGGGCAUCAAUAAGUUUGCGUGGAAUCGGAGUGUCAUUACUGUUAUUUUCCAUGGCAUUUGAAAUUUUGGGAAAUUUGGUAGCAUACAGUAACAGUGAUAUUCGAAAUGCACCGUCAAUGCUUUCCGGAUCAUCUAAGGUCGCCUCGUCGAUGCUAUGGAUGUUCGCAUUGGGAUUUAAAUCCGUAACGUUGUUUAUUUCGAUUACUCGUUAUUCCCCAUUGACUAAUGCCCUUUCUAAAGAACCAAUAAUAUCGAACGCGCAAAAGAAAUUGUGUAAUUUUAUAAACAUAUUCAAUGGGUUCGUCUGUUAUCCUUCGUUCAUUAUCAUCAUCGUCGUAUUUGGCGAUAAUAAUGGCAUAAACUUAGCUCUCCUAAUUCCUUGCCUGCAUUAUAUCAUUCAAUUACUGAUCGUUGAAUUGAUGUUUCUGUCAUUGAAUAGAAGAAUGAUGACGGUAUUGAAUGAAGGUUUGUUGGUGGGAAGGCAGGCAAUACAACGAAUUAGAAAAUACCGGUCUAGGAAUUGGUUUAUCAUUGGUUUCCUGGUUAUAGAAAUACUUUCUUUACUCGUUUAUAGCAUCGAUCUAAUGAUGGACAAUGUCAUAAGCCGGAAUUUCACUUUGGCUGUCAUCAUGUUCGAAGUAAUAAGCAUAAGUUCAUCGUUGGUAUACGGAGCAAUCACUCUCAUCCUGGGUCCUCAUCAUAAAUCCACUCAGUCAAUGUUAAUCUAUGAAGGUUCUCCUAUAGCGUCAAUGAAUACUCCAUACCAAGGACACGGACAAAAUCACAGUCUAAGUGAUUUUACCAAUUCGAUGGUUGCCGGAGGGGAUAAUAAUUAUCACAAUCAGAGACGCGGUACAAGUUCCAUCCUUCCGGGAUUCACUUCGAUCCGAUUAAAAUCUUAUUUUCAGAGGCACAACGAUUCCGCUCCCCUUUCUUUCGUAUUUCCAAAACCACCUUCUCAAGCUCCCCUGAAUAAACUGACAAACGAUUCUUCGUCAGAUCGAUCAUAUUCUUCUAACAAUAGCGAUGAGAAACCGCCUUCCUCCAUUGAUACGAAUAAUGGAAUUAUUGUCAAUAAGAUUGUUAUUCACAGACCGGGGAACUCUCUAGAAUUCAAACAACCCGAGUUGGCUGUCAUUAAUGACAAUUCUGGGAAACCUGAUAGAUUCUCUGCCAUCUAUUUUUAA